UUGAAAAAUGGCGACCAUUCUUGGUUACGAUAUUGAGGACUGCAAUGUUUGACAUUAUCUGAGGUACUCGAAGAUUAAAUCAUUGCCACUGCAAAUCCAUAAGGUACUUCAUUAUAUUAUUAAACAUGGUGAGUGUGGAACCCUCGUCUCGGGUGGGUGUGGCACUUGAUCUCAUCCUCAGGACGCUAAUUUCUUCCCAAGAUUUCAACGAGCUCCAGACUAAGAACUGGGAUGCCAUAGCGAGGCUCAUCCCCGGGAUGUCCCCGGGACAGGUCGCCCGACGUUAUGAAGAAUUACUGUUGGCCGGUGAUGUCUAUGCUUUUAACCAGUUUGAGAAAAGUUACGCUGUCCCGGGGACUUCAUCCCAGAUCAGUUUUACAGAGUCUGACACGGUCAGUAAAACAGGCAGCUGUCCCAGCUCCGCACGUAAAAGUGAUAAAGAUUUUAAGGACUCAGCAGAUCAAAAAAGUAAGAAUGGAGGCCGCCACAACGCUGACCAGGGGCCUCUGAUGACCAUCCAUGUGUGUGACGAGGCCAAAAGCUUGAAGCAGGAUUUCCACUGUGCCAGAGACUUACUUGUUCAGGAAAUGAAAUAUUUUGCUGAGUACUUGUCUACGGACGCCCAGCGCUGGGAGGAAGUGGACAUCUCUGUCCAUUGUGACGUCCAGAUCUUUGAUUGGCUGAUGAAAUAUGUCAAACGGGGCUCAAAGGAUGUCCCGGACAAACCCAGACUGGAGGCAAACAACGUGAUAUCUAUUUUGAUUUCGUCUGACUUUCUCAAGAUGGACGUCCUUGUACAGGAAUGUAUAGAGUAUUGCCAUGGCAACAUGUCUUCCAUCGUAUCAACGCCCUGUAACAUGAAUUGUAUCAACGACAAACUCGUGGGAAGGAUAUCCGACCUGUUUACCCAUAACGAGGCAGACGACAUCAAGGACAGAAAGGACAAGUUUAAAAGUAAACUGUUCGCCAAGAAGCUGGAGAAGCUGUUUGAUGUUGAAUCAAAGAGUCCAGACUCGCCGGAGGAUGCUACCAACAUGUUUAGGUGCUCUGUAUGUAAAAGAAUUUUGACUGCUAACUUGGAGAAGAAAGUCAAGUGUAUGCCGUGUAGGAUGACCAUCGAUAAGAGAGGCCGUUUAUCACAUUGCCACGUCAAAGACAAGUCUUUUGACAUCAACGAAUACCUGUUGGAGUUAAAGACACAGCUCAAAUCCUGGCGCGAAGUUUACUGGCGUAUCUGGGGCCUCAUCAAUUUCCUGAACUGUACACGCUGUGGUGACCUGUUUCCCUGUGCCGAGUUUGGCCACUGUAAAUAUCACCCCGAGCCGCCUCGCUAUGACAACGAGAGUGGACUUGGGGCCUGUAUCGGCACUUAUCCCUGCUGUCACCAGAAAAAUCUCCGGUUUGACCCCACACAGCAGAAUAAGGGGUGCCGUGUGAGGGAUCACAUUGUCAGUCUGCCAGAGAUCAUCCCCGGAGGAGAUGUCGACAAAGCCUCGCCAAACCGUGUGUACGACGAUCUGCUCGCCCACAGAGAUGUGGUGUGUGUACCAUUCCAACGUCUCUCAGACGCCAGCGAGUCAGAGCUGAACAUGUACGAAAAUGAGGAAUAUGUGAGUAGCACACGUAAAGAAGGCACGGCCAUCCAUCCUUCACUCAUGUCUGCUGUUGAUGACGACAAAAAAUCUGAGACUGUGAGGCCCCAGCCCCGCCUCCAGGCCCUGACCAUGGAGAGGGAGCUGUCAUUUGAGUAUGACGAUAUCGGCAUGGGAGAAAGUGACGACGAACUAGGAGACGACGAACAGCCAAAAGGAACAGCUCGUCGGUCAAGAGGAACGAGGCGGUCAAGAGUGACCAUUGAUCCCCAGGCCAUCCUGCUGGAUGCUCCAGAUUUUGACCAAACAAAGAAGUCCACAUGGGAUACUGGCAGGUCCAUGAGGUACAACCAGGACGCUCAGCGACAGGAAGACCAUAGAAGAAUGAAAGACAUCCGGCUGUAUCUGACAAAGUUACGGUUAAACCCAGACAAGUUAGACAAACCUAAAAAGGAUUUUGCUGGAGGAAUCUACAGUAAGAUUGAGGCGCAGUGGAGAUCUAACAACGUCCAGCUCGUGAACAAACAGCCACAGAACAACCAGUUCAGGGCAAAACCAAUGCGAUUCAGUCAAGUACGGUCAUCUGUAUCGUGAUGUGGCGCCCCCUGGUGGAUAGCAUCCAAGCUCUGUGAUAUGCACUAUUGGAUUGUAUUUAUUGAGUAUGACACUCCCCUGUGGAUUUUAUCUGUCGAAUUUGGUUCCCAUGUGGAUUGUAUCUUGUGGAAUCUAUCUGUGGAUCGACAGUGGGGGCCCUUUGUGGAUUGUAUCUAUGGAGUGUGACACCCCCACGAGUAGCUUGUAUCUGUGGAGAGUGACACCUCCUAUAUGUGGAUUAUAUCUUUCAAGAGUUAUGCCCCCUUGUGAAUUGUAUCUCUGGAGUGUGAUGCCUACCCUCUAGUGGAUUGAAUCUUUGGAGACUGGUGCCCCCUUGUGGAGUGUAUCUAUGGAGAUGGUUCCCCUUGUGGAUCAAAUCUGUGAAGAUUGACGAUCCCUGGUGGAUUGUAUAAAUGAAGAGUUGUGCCCCUUAGUGGACUAGAUCCAUUGAUAAAGAAGUAUAGCACGCCAGUGGAGGAGCAAUUAUUUAUAGAGCGUGGUGCCCCCUGGUGGAUUGUAUCUGAGGAGUGUGACACCCUCUGGUGGAUUGUACCUGAGGAGUGUGACGCCCUCUGGUGGAUUGUAUCUGAGGAGUGUGGCCCCCCUCUGGUGGAUUCUAUUUGAGGAGUGUGGCCCCCCUCUGGUGGAUUGUAUCUGAGGAGUGUGACGCCCUCUGGUGGAUUGUAUUAGAGGAGUGUGGCGCCCUCUGGUGGAUUGAAACAAACAAACAAUAGUUCUCAUAUCGUACACCCUGUUGAAAAAACAGUUUGCUUUUGAUUUUUAGAAGAAUUUAUUUUUUAUUUUUGAGGAAACAUCUUAGGUUUUAGUUUCUGAGUGAUUGUAGGAUUGGUUCCGCUCACAUGAAUUAGAUAUUAAAACUCACUGCUUUACAUAGGAUGUGCCUAUAUCCACUGACAACAAUGACAUCUUAGUUUGCCUUUACUUGUAUUUAAAUCUUAUAUGCAAAUAUUUUAUUUAUCAAAUUUUAUCAAUCAUACACGCUGCAUCGUAUUAUUUCGUGAAGAGGGAGUAUAUAAUGGAGUCUAGCUGUCUUUCAGUGUUGAAAGGAAUUUUUAUUCAGUUAUUGUCGGUUUUAUUCUUCAAAGGCACUGUAAUUUUGUAGUUUUAAUCGGAUUUCCUUUAAACUUGGUAGACAUCUCCAGCAUCUCAGCUGCAGUUGUGAAUAUAUAUGUUAUGAUAUAUAUUAAUGCUAUGAUUAUUAUCACAGAACAUUGUAUACAUCUGUUCUAUUCUUCUAUUCUUAGAGAGUUCCUCACUUAAACAUCUGUAAAAUACUGUUUUGACUGAUUAUUCCUAGAGAGUUCCUCACUCAAACAUCUGUAAAAUACUGUUUUGACUGAUAAUUCUUAGAGAGUUCCUCACUUAAACAUCUGUAAAAUACUGUUUUGACUGAUAAUUCUUAGAGAGUUCCUCACUUAAACAUCUGUAAAAUACUGUUUUGACUGAUAAUUCUUAGAGAGUUCCUCACUCAAACAUCUGUAAAAUACUGUGUUGACUGAUUAUUCUGACUUUGUCAACUAAUUUAUGACUUAUUUGAUAGGUACAUGUCUGUCCAGAAUGUAUGAAUUAAUGAAAAUUAAAAUCCGGUAUUUAUGAAAAGAUUUUUUCAGAUAAUUGUUUAUGAUUUAAAUUUGAUUGAUUAAACAGUUGAUUCCAAUUGAAAGUUUAUGAAACUAUGUAAUCACUCAGCCAGUUGUAAUAAUUGCACUUGGUUUUCUAUCAAUUCUGUUGAUUGUUAGUGUAAAAUACUAAUUUAGUAAUGGUUACGAGGUCUUAAUGCUCUUAGGUAAGAAAUAUUUAAACUUUAAGUAAGAAUGGAAGUGUAUAGGAAACAGUUUAACUGAGGUAGUCAUUCCUUGUAAACACAGUAAUUAACAUCAACAUGACAGUGCCAUAUUUCAAAUAGUUUUAUCAAAGUUUAGAUAUUUCAAUUAAAUCACAAACCUUCAUUAAUGGUUGAGUAUUAUGAUUUUUCUUCCAAUUCCCAAAACUAUUUUAAAUAAUACAAUGCAAAUUAAAACAAACAAGGGAGGUAACUCUAACAUAAAUGACGGGUCCAGUGUGUAAUGUACAUGUAACGUGAUACCUCCUGUUUUGUGAAUUAGAACAUUACUACAGUAUUUAAUUCAUAAAAUAAUGAAGUUUUCAAAUCAUUUUAAUGUAUUUUCAAUAUGUUGAUAAAAUUUUAAAUACAUUCCUGGCUCCUUAGGUCUCAUAAACUCUUCAGGCCAAAGGGCCACUUCUAAUGUAUAAACUCUUCAGGCCAAAGGGCCACUUCUUAUGUAUAAAGUUACCUGUACCCGUUUUUAUUGUUCAGAAAUUUUUAUUAAGCAGAAAAAUUUCAUCCAGCCAAGUCCUUUUAAUCCUGUGUUUAAUAUAAUAUUCUCUAUAAUUUUUAUAUCAGUUUUCUGUUUUAUUUAUGUCGAUAUUUAU
Mizuhopecten yessoensis (Yesso scallop) is the source of this 4640-nucleotide messenger RNA. RefSeq lists its product as uncharacterized. Bases 126 to 2186 code for a protein of 686 amino acids. The record is from RefSeq and is a predicted model, not a curated record. The transcript is spliced from 19 exons. NCBI's taxonomy places the organism in Eukaryota, Metazoa, Mollusca, Bivalvia, Pectinida, Pectinidae.